Molecule: messenger RNA, 1061 nt
Organism: Bursaphelenchus okinawaensis
Lineage: Eukaryota; Metazoa; Nematoda; Chromadorea; Rhabditida; Aphelenchoididae
Source: the annotation of a GenBank genome assembly
AUGUGUUCAGAUGGUGCUGGCUUUACGAAGGACUUUCCUGGUCUGACAAGGCAUUUGACCACCCUUGACAUUCAAUUUAAAAUUCCAUUUCGACGUACCAUUUUGAGUGCAUUUGGGGUCAUACCUGCUUCGUCAAGGUUCAUUACCAAGUUGUUAUCUAAUAAGACCAGAAAUGGUACUAGUUUAGCUAAUGGUACUAGUGGUGCCAAAACUUUGGCUUCUGGUACUAAUGGUACUCAUAUGCCAUCUUCUGGUGUUUAUGGUAUUACAAAUCGGGCUGUUAGUGCCAAUAGUACGAUAAAUUUGACUUCUGGUACUAAUGGUACUAUAAACUUGGUUUCUGGUACCAAUGGUAUCACUAAUUUGGCUUCUAAUGCAAAUGGUACUCCGAAUUUUAUUUCUGGUGCUAAUGCUCCUAAAAUACCUAAACAAACCCAAAAUCCCCAACCGACCGGUAAAGCAAUCUGCCUUGUAGUCGGUGGAGCUGAAGAAGCCCUAGAAUCCCAUGGCAACGUCUACAAGCUACGUUUAAACGACAGAAAAGGAUUCUGUCGUAUAGCUCUCAAAACAGGGUCCUAUCUUGUACCAGUUUACGCUUUCGGAGAAACUAGUGGUUAUCGACAAGUUAGGAAUCCAAUCGGGUCAAAAUUGAGGGAUUGGCAAACGAAGAUUAAAAAAGUUUGGGGAUUCAGUCCGGUCUUGGCUUAUGGCAAAGAUUUGAUACCUGGACUGCCUAGUGUAACACCUUUUGAAGGGGAAAUUGUUGUGGUUUGUAAGUUCUUCAUCAUUUUUUUACUUUUCUCUACCUUACCCUAUUUUACCUUAUCCUACCCUAUUUUACCAUACCCUACUUUACCUUAUCCUACCCUGCCCUAGUCUGCGUUAUAUUAUAUUUCAUAAUUUUAGUUGGCAGUCCAAUCCCAGUGACUCAACUAGAUGAUCCCACUGAUGAACAAGUUGAUCAGCUUCAUUCGUUGUACAAAACCAAAUUGGUAGCUCUAUUUGAAGAACAUAAGGGAAAUUAUGGUAUACCAAAGAAUGUUCAAUUGAGUUUUUACUAA